Molecule: messenger RNA, 1923 nt
Organism: Prorocentrum cordatum
Lineage: Eukaryota; Dinophyceae; Prorocentrales; Prorocentraceae
Source: the annotation of a GenBank genome assembly
AUGGCGAGGCCGGGCGGGGCACCAAGGACCGACGACGCCAAGGACGGCGACGGGCCAGGGGGCGGAGACAAGUUGAGCAGCAGUCGCGCCAUCGCCGCGCUGGACUUCAACCCUCCCGACAAGGUCUUCGAGAAGGUCCUGAUGCUGCGGAUCAGGAGAGCACUGAGGGACGAUCCGCCGAUGUUGACGUCGCUGAAGGUGUCUUCGCGUCCGGAGGAGAAGACGCCGACCGCUGGAGACGCCCGCAACAAGCACGGCCGGCCUGAGAGAGAGGCAGAUCGACGCCCGUUGGUCGGUCAAGAUUUCAAGUCGUACAGCAAAAAGAAGACCGACCAGGGCGGCUCGGGUGGCGGCGCAGGAGGCAUGUCAGUCAAGAGCAUUACCACGGGCAAGGGCUACAAAAUAACAGAGCCAGUCAAGCGCGAGGAGGACAUCGAGAGAAGAGUUAGGGCUCUGCUCAACAAGAUCUGCCCCGACAAUCUGAAGAUCAUCGUCGAUCAGCUGGCCGGCGUGGACCUGCACAAGGCCGAGGAGUUGGAGCACGUGAUCCGCAUCAUCUUUUCCAAGGCCCUUGCCGAGCCACACUAUUGCGAGACCUACGCAGACAUGGUCUUUUCCCUUCGCUCCCGAUACCCAGAAUUCCCACCAGAGCAUGAGGAUGAGAAGGCCCACUCAUUCACUCGUAUCCUGCUGAACACCGUCCAGAACGAGUUCGAAAACCUCCCCACGACGUUUGAGCCCACGGAAGAGGAUAAACAAUCGUAUUCUGCAGACGACCUCCGCCUGGAGAUAGGAAAGAAGAAGGCGAAGGUGCUUGCAAACAUGAAGUUUAUCGGAAACCUCUUUCUUCGCCAAUUGCUUGCCGUUAAAGUGAUUGGUCAAGUGGUACAUGACUUGAUUGGGAUCAAGGAGACGCCCAUAGAGGAGCACAUGAUCGAGUGUGUCUGCGAGCUGCUCAAGGCGAUCGGGUACUCUCUGGACAACACCCCACAUGGCAAGAUGCUGGUGACCCAAUUCUCGCACCGCCUCAUGGACCUCAAGAAGGAGAUGGAUCCCACGACUGGCAGAUCUCUCUUCUCGAAGAGAAUACAGUUCCAGAUCCAGGAUCUGAUCGACCUCAGGGGUCGCAACUGGCAGCAGAAACUGUUCAAGGAACAGGCGAAAACAAAGGACGAGGUUAGGAAGGACGCCGCCAAGGAGGCGUACAAGACGGCGAAAUCCGGACCAGAGGCAAUGUUCGCCACCCAGGUUGCUGGGAUGAGACCCUCGUACAUCGAGGAACUCAAGUCUGACAGGUCGCAGCCUGGGCGUAGACAGGUCCACGAGCACCAGAGGGGACAGUUCGACCAGGUUCAUGUGAGGCGGUGUUUCCAGUACUAUGCCGAGGAAAGGAAACCCAAAGACCUUCAGGAUGAGUGGAUGAAGCCACAGCCGACCAAGGAGCAGGCAAAACAGGGCAUGGAGUGGUUGUGCGAGAUAGGUUUCAAUGACGCCGAAAAGGAGGACAUUGUUGCUGAAACGGUCGUCCAGCUGGUUGCGCAGCUGAAGAUCGUCCACUGGGAGAUCCUGAAAGAGGCACUGGCCCCGAUGCUGGAUACCCUGGAGGACGUAGCCAUCGACGUCCCCACGGCACCGAAGUUUGUCCACUCCUUGUACGCAAGGUUUAUUCACACAUGCGGCAGGGAUUUUAACACAACAUUGCUCAAGAUUUUGCCGCUUAAAGACAAGGAUGGCUCUGUGAUGGUUUGGGACCUCCUGGUUGGCAUCCUGAAGAGGCUGAAGCAGAUCGGAGGCCCCCAAGGCACGACCUUGGUGAGGAAAGCGCUGGAUAUGAAGGAAUUCCAGGACGCAGCAUGCGGCGCUAAGAAGUGCGAACCUUCCCAGGUCAACCAGCUCUUCCGAAGUGCUGGCGUCCAAGCGUGA